AUGGUCAAAGUUUUGGCAGUCCUAUACGAUGGCGGCAAGCACGCCGAGGAGGUGCCCGGCCUCCUGGGAACUACCGAGAAUGAGCUCGGCCUCCGCAAGUGGCUCGAGGACCAGGGCCACACCCUGGUGACCACCUCGGACAAGGAGGGAGAGAACUCGACCUUUGACCGCGAGCUGGUCGAUGCCGAAGUCAUCAUCACCACCCCCUUCCACCCCGGCUACCUCACCGCCGAGCGCCUGGCCAAGGCCAAGAAGCUCAAGCUCGCCGUCACGGCCGGCAUCGGCUCGGACCAUGUCGACCUCAACGCGGCCAACAAGACCAACGGCGGCAUAACCGUGGCCGAGGUAACGGGGUCCAACGUGGUGUCGGUGGCCGAGCACGUGGUCAUGACCAUCCUGGUGCUGGUGCGCAACUUCGUGCCCGCCCACGAGAUGAUCGAGGCCGGCCGCUGGGACGUGGCCGAGGCCGCCAAGAACGAGUUCGAUCUCGAGGGCAAGGUCGUCGGCACCGUCGCCGUCGGCCGCAUCGGCGAGCGCGUGCUCCGCCGCCUGCGCGCCUUCGACUGCAAGGAGCUGCUCUACUACGACUACCAGCCCCUCUCGGCCGAGAAGGAAAAAGAAAUCGGCUGCCGCCGCGUCACCGACCUCGAGGAGAUGCUCGCCCAGUGCGACGUCGUCACCAUCAACUGCCCGCUGCACGAAAAGACCCGCGGCCUGUUCAACAAGGACCUGAUCGCCAAGAUGAAGCCCGGCAGCUGGCUGGUCAACACGGCGCGCGGCGCCAUCGUCGUCAAGGAGGACGUCGCCGAGGCCCUGAAAUCCGGCCACCUGCGCGGCUACGGCGGCGACGUGUGGUUCCCCCAGCCCGCCCCCGUCGACCACCCGCUGCGCACCGCCAAGAACCCCUUCGGCGGCGGCAACGCCAUGGUGCCCCACGUCUCGGGCACCUCGCUCGACGCCCAGAAGCGCUAUGCCGACGGCACCAAGGCUAUUCUCGAGAGCUACCUGUCGGGCAAGCUGGAUUAUCGCCCGGAGGAUCUGAUUGUGCAUGCGGGUGACUAUGCCACCAAGGCGUAUGGUCUGCGGGAGGCGGCGAGUGGGAAGUCUUGA
This is a messenger RNA of Chaetomium globosum CBS 148.51, 1110 nucleotides long. Its product is annotated as formate dehydrogenase. Gene Ontology annotation, molecular function: formate dehydrogenase (NAD+) activity; oxidoreductase activity, acting on the CH-OH group of donors, NAD or NADP as acceptor; NAD binding. Bases 1 to 1110 code for a protein of 369 amino acids. Lineage: Eukaryota; Fungi; Ascomycota; Sordariomycetes; Sordariales; Chaetomiaceae. Gene Ontology annotation, cellular component: cytosol. The record is from RefSeq and is a predicted model, not a curated record. The transcript has 4 exons.